UGUGAGAAAGUCACAUAAAAUUAAUGUAUUCUGAAAAUCGUAACCUGUAUUUGUAUGAAAGCUAAACCAACAAUUGACAAAAGCAGACAUAGUGGUCAGUAUUUUAAAAUCACGCUUCUCAAUCAUUAUUUUUAUUCCUGAAAUCGUCAGGUGAACCAUACUGAAGCUGUUGUCACACUACAAUAUUUGCACAAUGCAGUAUUUCUGUCUGUCCCUAAAAGCACUUUCCUAUGUUCAGGUAAUUAACAUUAUAAUCAAUAAGUUUAUGAAAAAAUUUAAUUGUUCACUUGGUGAAUGUACCAUUUUAAAAACAAAAACUCUUUGCAUAUUGCUUCAGAAUGUUUUUGUAUUUGUUUUGCCUUAAAUUUAGCUAUCUUGUGCAGGGAUAUUCUCAAUAUGAUAACCAAAUGAGAUCUUGUUUGUACAUUUCCUUCAUACACUUCCUAUCAGUUAGAACCAUUCACAGAGUAAAGGUGCAGCCAAAAAGCUUGCACCUCUCCAACAUCGCAGGAACACUUGCUGAAACCCCUGGCUGUAUCUCAAACAUAUUGUCCCCCAUGUAUUCCAGUGUUUUUGUAAAUCUGUUAAAUCUGUCUUAUCUUCUCCUUAUCGGCUAAAUGUCUGCGUGUAUUGCUGUUGUACUGUAAUGGUAACUGUACAAUUAUUUGAAACACACAUAGGCUAAUAUUCAAAAGUAUCUGUGAGUAUAACAAUGUAGCUAUACUGUGUAAUAUCAGAUAUGUACACACACGUAGGCCACUGUACAUGUGAUUUGUUGCUUGACGACAAUAGAUAAAUAUACCGACAAACAUAUGAGAAAAAUACUCUUAUUUUUUCAAUGUAUUCUUGAAUUGUUUAUUGUUGUUAUUACUUUGCUGUGUAUUAAACAAUCAGUAUAUUUUGGAUUCAACAUUGUACAAAGUUUGGUUUAAUUCGUUUCACUCUGUGCGGUCUUUGGUGUAAAAUUGUUUGCCUGUAGCCAAAGUGUGCUGUUGCUUUAACAAUGUGUCGCUUGUUUAUUACGCCAUCAAAGUACGCAAUGGUGUCUGGCUAAACAGAUCAUAUGGUUCAAGGGAAGUCAAGAGAACUGUGCGGAAGAGAAUUUUGCUUGCAAUAAAUUCAAUAAUUAAUCGUUAUCUUUAUUCUUUCAGUAUUUGUUAUUCUCAUACGGUCUAUGGUUAUUCCGCAUUGAAGAUGAAUAGUGUUGGAGAGGGCUGCACUGACCUAAAACGGGAAUAUGACCAGUGCUUUAACCGUUGGUUUGCUGAGAAAUUCUUGAAGGGAGAUCGAAGCGGUGAUCCCUGUACCGAAAUGUUCAAGAAAUAUCAGCAUUGUGUCCAGAAGGCCAUAAAAGAAAAGGACAUUCCCAUUGAUGGCGUAGAAUUCAUGGGCCCAAAUAAAGAGAAAGGUGACAGAUGAGAUGGAUCUCCCCAACAACGUUGCCUUGUGACUCACUGGCAUCGCUUACUGGGCAUGCAAUGGAACAUGAACAGGGUGUCCACCAAUUUAGCUUGAAUUGGGUUUUGUUUGAGGUCGUUGUCCUCGUGUGGAGACUAAAGAGCAUUCAUAUGAAGGAUCCAAAGUGCUGAAUGACAAUUGGGAUUGGAUUUUGGGUAUUGAUUACAAAAGGAACCUAUGAAUCCAGACAUUUGGGUCAGACCAAAACAUCCAUGGUCACAAGAUGAAUGUGGUGGGCACUUCAGAUGAUCAUUAUAAAAUUAUGAUGCUUUGCAAAGAGUUUUAUUGAACUUUUUAAAUUCUGGAAUUGUCAAUGUCUUAGUGUCCUGGCAUAAUGUCCCUCAAGACAACUGAAGAGGGCAUCAAUGUGGAUGCAUUGGACUUGGUUCAUACUGUACAAGAUUAGAAGUUUUGUGGGUCUCUGCUCCAAGUUAUUUUUUUUUCCUGGAAUGUGUUUAGUUCAGUGAUGCAACGUAAUGUGAUUAACAUAUACAUUGACAAAGCAAUAAAUAGAAUAAUCAUGUUUCAUUA
Molecule: messenger RNA, 1989 nt
Organism: Oncorhynchus mykiss (rainbow trout)
Lineage: Eukaryota; Metazoa; Chordata; Actinopteri; Salmoniformes; Salmonidae
Gene: triap1
Product: TP53 regulated inhibitor of apoptosis 1
Biological process (GO): phospholipid translocation
Cellular component (GO): mitochondrial intermembrane space; nucleus; cytosol
Molecular function (GO): phosphatidic acid transfer activity
Source: RefSeq, a predicted model, not a curated record